GUCAAUGGAAGCGCGGAAGCCAUAUUCAUUAUCCCGCCAUUUUGAGUAGGGCACGGACGAUUUGGUGAUAGUUGGUGGGCCAUUUGCGCGACAAUUAAGGCGAUUCCUUUGGUAUCAAAAUGAGCGAAGGAAGUGCUACUGGUAACGCCGAUGAUCAAGAAGAAGAGUCCGUCUUUAUGCUGUGUGGGCUUUGUAAAAAGCCGCCGGUGGACACAAGCCCGAAGCUUUUGCCUUGCCUUCACUCUUUUUGUUUAAAUUGCUUGGAGGAACGUUUUGCCGAACAACAACGAGAAAAAGCCCCUUCGACCUCAGCCAGUACAUCUUCGAAUUCGAUCCCAAGGCUGAAAUGUCCAAAUUGUGGUCAAGAGUUUUUGGUUCCCCCGAAAGGAGUACUAGGCUUCCUGGAUAACCAGUUUGUCUUAGAGAACAUGGGAAAACUGCAAAGAAAUCAAGAAAACAUAAACCGUUUCUGCACCUCAUGCGAAGACAACAGUCCGGCUUCGUCUUUUUGUUUGAACUGUAGCGAUUGGCUCUGUGAUGCUUGUGUUUCUGCUCAUCAGCGAGUGAGAGUAACGAAGGAUCAUAAAAUUCAAUCAGAGGCCGAGUAUUUGGAAAACUCUGAGUCCUCGGACGUGAAACCGAUUUUUUGUAGCACUCACCCUCAAGAAGCCCUUAAACUCUUCUGUGCCAACUGCGAAAAAUUGACUUGCAGGGAUUGUCAACUUCUUGAACAUAAAGAUCAUAAAUACCAGUUUAUAAAAGAGGCAGCAGUGAACUACAGGGAUAACCUUAGGGGACAAUUAAAUAGACUGUACGAACAAGCACAGCCUUUGACUGACUCAAUUCGCGAAGUUGAAAAAGCAGCGAAAGGUUUACAAGAACGUGAGGAAACCAUUGUAUCUGAAAUAAAAAAGUCGUCGGAGAUGCUUGUGAAAGCUGUCAGACAAAGAGAGAACGUUCUGUUGCAAGAAUUAAAAGCACUUGUACUUUUUAAACACAAACUUUUGUCCAAGCAGAAUAAAGACCUCCGCCUAAUGCAGAAGAUCCUUCAACACAAUUAUGGCUUCACCAGACAUGUAUUAAAGAAUGGUAGCGACAUGGGAUUGUUGUAUAGCAAAAGACAGCUAAGUUCAAGAAUCCAAAAUCUGUUAAGCUUGAAGUACAAUGUUCUUCCAGUAGCUCAUAGUGAUUUGAAGUUCUCUGUUGAAACAGAAAAGCUCUGUGCUGUGAUUGGUAAACUUGGAAGUGUUAUGACUCCAGCUGACAGAACUAAUACCAAUUCAUUUCGUGGAUUGUCCAAUGCUAGUAGUUUCACUGGUCUGCCAAACAGCACUGUAUCAACAGCUAUGUCAAAUCGUCCAGUCAGUUCAAAUAGUUCUUCAAGACCCAAUCCUAUUGAAGCUCUUUCAGCUGUCAAUAAGCGUUUAGGACCUCCUGGAAGCCAGACCUAUUCUACGAAGUACCCCUCCCUUCAGGCUGCCAUAGUUCAUCCAUCUGGUGCAGGCAUCAAUAUGAAUACCAAAGUUGGUGUGGUGUCAGCAAAUGGCGUAUCUCGCUUGUCAUUACCAUCUGCAACACGGAGCCUUACAGUAAAACCAGGAACUGGAAUUUCUACAAAUAGCUUUUCUUUUGCACAGAGGAGCCCAAAUAUCAGUAACUUGUCGAAUAUCUCACGCUUGUCACCCCCACGCUCUGUUCGAAAUGGUAACACCCUCCCUCUACGGCACUUCCAGGAUAUUGGUAGUAAAAUUGCAAUCAAGUCUCCUCCACCCAGACCACCCAGCACUGGAAGCAACCAUAGUCACCAGAGUACAUCACCGCUUAGUGAUUCAUCAGGUUCUUCAUUUAAACAAAAUGGUUGGGAUGAGCAACCAGUAGCCAGUGAGAAAUCAACUCAAGUCUUGAAAGGUCCAACCUCUCCAACUGGAAUUGGGGAUUCAAAGGUGCCAAGAUUACUUCCUGUGUUAAAGAGAAGUCAUAGUUCUCAAGAAUUGUUAGAUGCUGGAGUUCCUCUCCAAGUUCCCAAACUACUCCCAGUGAGAAAGAGGAGUAAUAGUACCCAGGGAAUCCCUGAUCCAGCUGCAUCCCCUGUGACAACCUCCCCACCACCAGUCAAGGUCAAGCAGGAAAAGCCAGAAUCUCCCACAGAAUUCUCCCCUUGUCACGAAUCAAUGAAGAAGCAGCAACAAGAUGACACCACUAGUGGAGAGAGUGGAAUUGAUGAGACCAGCUCAAACGAUGAUUGGUGUGCAGUGUGUCGCAAUGGUGGAGAACUUCUUUGCUGUGAUACAUGCCCUAAAGUGUACCACUUACAAUGUCAUGUGCCUUGCCUUUCUGCUACUCCAAGUGAUUCUUGGAGUUGUGGUUUAUGUCAACUGGUUGAUUGGAAUUCAUUAAAACAGAAAGAUAAAGAAGUUGUUCAGCCGGGCAAUAAAAGACGAUCAUCUCGCAGUGGUCUGACUGAGUAUGAGAGAAAGGCUUGUGAAAAGAUUCUUCUAGAGCUGUAUUGUCAUGCAGAAAGUAUUCCAUUUCAACAACGAGUCAGUAAAUCGGUUCCUAAUUACUAUAAAGUUAUUUCAAAGCCAAUGGAUCUUUCAAAUGUUCGUGCCAAGCUUCAAACUCAAAACUUUGCUCAUUACCAAAGCUUCAGUGAGUUUGUUGCAGAUUGCCGAUUAAUCUUUGACAAUUGUGCAAUAUUUAAUGAGGCAACAUCUGAAGUUGGAAAAAUGGGUCACAACCUAGAAUUGUAUUUUGAUACUUUACUAAAAAAGUACAUCCCUGAGUUUGUUGAGGCAACUGGAGAACCCAAACCAAAGAGGAAGAAAGAUGAAGCUCGCAUGUAUAUCUUGAAUCCAUAAGUUAAUUAUUUUGUUAAUGAAUAUGAGAUGUAAUAUACUGGUGGUUGUUAGAAUUGAACAUCCAAUUUCCCCUCAUAUCAACACCAGAAAAGUUCCAAUGUUUUUGGCUGUUUUUUUAAAUAAUUAUUAUUACUAUUGAUUCUUUGGCCAGCUUUGGUCAUUUUUAUCUCUUAAACUCUCAGUUUAGGUUACUCUCUAUCAUUUCCUCAAAAUAUUAUUAUACUAUCCAGUAAAAUGGAAUUUGUCAAAUUUAUUAGCUGGAUGGUGUUGUGAUGUCCUAACACCAAAUUAAUUUAACUAAUCCACAGGGAAAUGGAAGGGGGUAGAAAGGAGAAUUAAUGAUCAGAUCUUGGGAACUGAAGGUUAAUUCAUGAAAAGCAACAUUUACUUGUCAUGCAGUCCUUCUGCCAGCAUUUUGUUAAGUGUGAUAGCUUUCCAAGAUAAAAGGACAAAGCUUGUUUAUGUACAUGACAUAAAUAUUGAACAGAUGCACUGUGUGUUAUUGGAGAAAAUCUAAGCAUUUGAAAUGUUACUACGUUUCACUGUUAGUAAAGAGUAUUUGCAAGUCAAAUUGUCGUUUAUCUGAAUUCAAGGUAAUAAAUUGUUUUUGUCGAAACAAAACAGCUCAGUUUUUUAAUGUUUAUUGUAACCUCAUGGCAUACUCAAACAUGCACAAAAGAAUAGUUCAGAGGUAAAAAAUGAAGAGUUGCAAAUAGGGGAAUACUAGUUGUUAUCAGUAUUCUUUUUUCAGGUUUUCAAAUUAAGGGUGAUAGCUUGAAAUAGAAGGAAUAAAGAGGAAAACUAAUGCAAGAUCAUGUAAAAAUACAUGUAAUAAUUAGAUAAUUCACUUUUCUGUAUUUUUGCUGGUUACAAAUCAGAUCAAACCAAAAGCUCUGACGAAUGAACUUGAGCUUGGUUGUGGUAUGAUUGGUUUGUCUUCAGUUUGUUUGUUUCAGGUGGCUCAAAACAAGUCCACUCUCUUUUAACAAUGCACUGAUUGAUAAAUUAUGACAAAUAUAAUUUUUAUUAGGUGUUUCAAAAGUGCAUCACAAAUUUACAAUCAUUGGCAGACAAGUCAAGGUAGUUUCCCAUAUGUGGGAUGCCACAUAAGUAGAAAAAUCAUUUAUGACUUUAGUUUUGAAUCUGAACUUAAAAAAAAAUAUCACUGAAUGACAAUUACACAUUAAUAUUCAUUAGGAUAGGGAAAAGAACACUUGUGGGGUUGGUGCAGAGCCACCUACAGACUCUAUUUUUCCAUUAAUGUUAGUAAUCAGAGAUGUGUCUGCAUCUACCCCAUGCAGUUGUAUGCUGGGUGCAGGUUCAUUUUACAAUAAAUCUACAUCUACAAGGUCCACUAAA
Messenger RNA from Pocillopora damicornis (cauliflower coral), 4217 nucleotides. RefSeq names its product transcription intermediary factor 1-alpha. Gene Ontology annotation, molecular function: protein binding; zinc ion binding. The record is from RefSeq and is a predicted model, not a curated record. Gene Ontology annotation, cellular component: chromatin. Lineage: Eukaryota; Metazoa; Cnidaria; Anthozoa; Scleractinia; Pocilloporidae.